Messenger RNA from Labeo rohita (rohu), 1812 nucleotides. RefSeq lists its product as uncharacterized. The transcript has 3 exons. NCBI's taxonomy places the organism in Eukaryota, Metazoa, Chordata, Actinopteri, Cypriniformes, Cyprinidae. The record is from RefSeq and is a predicted model, not a curated record. The coding region runs from base 233 to 862 and encodes 209 amino acids.
AAUAAACCUCACACGUCAGCGCCACAUUACACACAUUCACACAGACCAUUUAAAUCUCCACCGGACCUCUGAAUGUUCCCCAGUGUCUCACACCACCGAAAUCCAACAGCGCAAAGAGAAGCACCUGAGAAGACUUCUAUCUACAUCUGGUUUGGCUGGAUCUCAAAUUUGGCUGACUUGAGCAGAUCAGGGUUAUCAUUUCAACCAGAGAGGAAUCAAAGGAAUCAACUCAAUGAUCAUAGACGACAGGAAAGAAAACAAAGACGAUCGACAGCUGCCAGUUAAAGACACCGGUGUCAAGCUGGCAGGCCAGGACAAAGAUCCAGAGGUCCAGCAUGGGGUCAAGCCCCAGGAGAAGCAGGUGAAUGGUGACGAGCUCUUUAAUUCCCCAAGCAAUGACAAAAUGCUCCGAGCCGAGCUGGACUGGGCAGUGCCCAUGUGUGUGCAUCUACCCAUUGAAAUUCUGAACCCUGAGCAGGCGUUUCCCUUUCUGAACACCACACUGGCUGACCUGGGCAUUGAAGAAUCAGCGGUGAAGGAGCGUGUGGUGUGGGUGGACACGAAACGCACCCGGGUGAAGGGGAAGUCUGGGAAGCUGAAGGAGAAGGAAGUAAGCGUUCUGGAGGUGCGAGUGAAAGCGCAGCACCCAGGAGAGCGUCAGUGUCAGGAGGUUCUCUACAGCACAGAGUCCCACACCGAUCGCUCCUUCUGCAGAAGCGGGGUGGACAUUAUCCCAUGGAGACACACACAGCCAGCUGAAAAUGAACUCCAGCCAGUGGCAAUGACUCUGGGUUUGGACACAGUGUCCAAGUCCAAAUGGCAGAAGACAGAAGAAAAACGAGACUUGCCAAGCGAGGAGUGAGUGGAAGACAUUUGACAGCUAGGCUAAAGCAAUCUAACACCUCAGAUGACAAGACUUUUCCACUUUCAGAUUUUGGGCGUUUUAAACUGGUGCACAACAGUCUAAAUUCUGUGUGCUAUGCUGUAACUGAACAUUUUACUUAUUCUAUGUGGCAGUGCAAUUAAAGUUUUUUUGGUAGUAUGCUACAAAAAGAGAUUUUAAUCUCAUGCUAUUUAUAUAUUUUACAAUAUUCAGCAUACAUUUCUUCAUCAGGGACAGUUUAGCUACACAAAAUGUAAACUAUAUAAAGUUUAUCUUUAUUACACUAAUGUUUAAUAGUUUGGGGUCAAGGAUGCAUAAAAAUGAUCAAAAGUGACAAUAAGAACAUUUGUUAUGCUGUUUUUCUGAGCUUUCUAUUAAUUAAGAAUCCUAAAAAAAAAAAAAAGUAGCAUGUUUCCGCAAAAAUAUUAAGCAGCUCAAGUGUUUUUAACACUGGUAGUACAUUUUCUAAAGUAGUAAAUCAGCAUAUUAGAAUGAUUUGUAAAGUAUCAUGUGACACUGAAGACUGGAGUAAUGAUGUUCAGCUUUACCGUCACAAAAAAAAAAUGAUAGCUUAAAAUGUAAUAAAAUAAACAGUUAUUUUCAAUUCUAAUAUUUAACAAUAUUCCUGUUUUUACUGUAUUUUUGAUCAAAUGAUGCUUUUAAAAACAUUCGAACAGCAGUAUUUCUUUUUUGGUUUCAUUUGCAUGAAUGAUGCAUAACAAGGUGUUAAAAUGAUCCAGGAAUGAUGUAUAAACCCAUUUUGCAACAUAAAGCCCUGUACUUAUAAUCUGCACUUUUCUAUAAUAAUAAAAAUGUGCCUUUUCAGAAAGAAUGUGUACUCUUUAGGGUUUGUGCAGAUACUGUAAAAUGAAAUUCCAGGACUUAAGGACUUUUCAAGCACUACCUUUUUGAUUUUCAAGGACUUCAGA